Aspergillus puulaauensis is the source of this 1254-nucleotide messenger RNA. Its product is annotated as putative amino acid permease. Gene Ontology annotation, cellular component: membrane. Bases 1 to 1254 code for a protein of 417 amino acids. Gene Ontology annotation, molecular function: amino acid transmembrane transporter activity. The record is from RefSeq and is a predicted model, not a curated record. NCBI's taxonomy places the organism in Eukaryota, Fungi, Ascomycota, Eurotiomycetes, Eurotiales, Aspergillaceae. Gene Ontology annotation, biological process: amino acid transmembrane transport. The transcript has a single exon.
AUGACCGCAGGCGUGGUUGUGAUAUCAUACUGGACUACAGUUCGAAUUGUGGACAAAAUUGCCUAUAUCACAGUGUUUUUGGUUGUGAUAAUUGUCAUGAACUACUGGAGUGGUCGUUUCCUUGGCCGCUAUGAAGUUGUUCUUUCAUCGUUCAAAGUCAUCAUAGUGUUGGGACUCAUGAUCCUGUCAAUCGUUAUUGCCUUUGGUGGCGGUCCAGAUCACAAGAAGGGAUUUCGCUACUGGAGAAAUCCCGGCGCGUUCGCCAACGAGGAAGACAGGACCGCUUUGGGGGUAUUCCGCGCCAUCUUCAGAACUUUCCCCUCCACCACACUAUCUUACUUGGGAACCGAACUAAUUGGCAUGGCUGUGUUGCACACGCAUGACUCUCGAAAAGCAGCAGCUCGAGCAAUUCAACAAACAUUUUACCGCAUUCUGGUCUUCAAUCUUGUUAUUGUCACUCUAUUAGGGAUGGCGAUUCCUUACGAUGAAGACAUAUUAGCAUUGCCCAUGUAUACCUCCAAGCGCACUGCGUCAGCAUUCGUCGUGGCGGUUCAAAUGGCUCAUGUUAAUGUGCUACCAGAUAUAUUGAAUGCAUGCAUCCUUAUCUUUGUCGUUUCUUCGGCAAGCAGGGCCCUUUGUAUGGCAACAAGGAUCAUUCGCGAGCUUUCCUUUGAGAAGAACGCCCCUCGGUUCCUUCGACGCACCGAUAAACGCGGCGUGCCCGUGUACGCCUUAGGAAUAAGUUUCGCCCCAGCCUUAUUGGGUUUUCUGAACCUGCUCACUAUCUCUGGGCGUCUGUGGAGCUACCUAGUCAAUCUGGUUACUAUGUUCAGCAUAUUGACCUGGGUGUCAAUACUCGUCAUCCAUAUAUCGUUUGUACGUGCCCGCAAAUGCCAUAAGAUUGCAUCUGAGGAGGUGCCCUUUAAAGCCCCAUUCGGCAUUCUUGGUUCGUGGAUUGCUUUGGUGCUUUGCAUCUCUAUACCCGUCAUGCGAGCAGUCGAACUAUCUGAUCGCAAUUUCUACAGUCAUGGGUUGGAUGUUGGUGCUUUCGUCACCUCUUUUCUUGGGAUUCCUCUUUACUUCGCUUUGGUCCUGGGAUAUAAGGCGACAUCGAGACGAAGGAGACGCCAUGCAAAGACAGAAGCGUUACCUACCAGGCUGCGAAGUCUGCAGGAUACUGAGACAGAUGGGGCAGGGCGCAGCGAGAUUACAGCGCUAUGGAGGGGACGAAUUAUCCCCAUAUGGCUGAUAUGA